AUGUCCUACGGCGGCGGAUACGGUGGCGGCGGUCGCGGCGGCGGUGGCGGCUACGGAGGAGGUGGUGGUGGCUACGGCGGUGGUCGCGAUCGCAGUGACAGAGGCGGUCGCGAUGGCGGCUACGGCGGUGGUGGUUUCAACGGUGACAGCAACGGCUACGGUGGUGGCGGUGGUGGUUACGGUGGUGGUGGUUACGGCGGCGGCGGCGGCGGCGACCGCAUGAACAACCUUGGCGCCGGCCUUCGCACGCAAGAAUGGGACAUCAACACGAUGCCCAAGUUCGAGAAGUCUUUCUACAAGGAGCACGAUGAGGUCGCCAACCGCAGCCCCGAGGAUGUCGAGGCCUUCCGCCGCAAGCAUCAGAUUGCCAUUGCUGGCAGCGAUGUUCCCAAGCCUGUCGAGACCUUCGACGAGGCUGGAUUCCCCAGAUAUGUCAUGGACGAGGUCAAGGCCCAGGGCUUCCCCGCUCCCACCGCCAUUCAAUCCCAGGGUUGGCCUAUGGCUCUCUCCGGUCGCGAUGUCGUCGGUAUUGCCGAGACUGGUUCCGGAAAGACGCUCACCUACUGCCUUCCCGCCAUCGUUCACAUCAACGCCCAGCCCCUCUUGGCCCCCGGCGAUGGUCCCAUCGUCCUGAUCCUUGCUCCCACCCGUGAGCUCGCGGUCCAGAUUCAGCAGGAGAUUUCCAAGUUCGGCAAGUCCUCUCGCAUUCGCAACACUUGUGUCUACGGUGGUGUCCCCAAGGGCCCCCAGAUCCGCGACCUCUCUCGCGGUGUCGAGGUCUGCAUUGCAACCCCCGGACGUCUCAUCGACAUGCUCGAGGCUGGCAAGACCAACCUGCGCAGAGUCACCUACCUGGUUCUCGACGAGGCUGAUCGCAUGCUGGAUAUGGGUUUCGAACCCCAAAUUCGCAAGAUUAUCGGCCAGAUUCGCCCCGACCGUCAGACCCUCAUGUGGUCUGCCACUUGGCCCAAGGAGGUCCGCGCCCUUGCCUCAGACUUCCUCACCGACUUCAUCCAGGUCAACAUCGGCUCCAUGGAGCUGGCUGCCAACCACCGCAUCACCCAGGUUGUCGAGGUGGUCAACGAGAGCGAGAAGCGUGAUCGCAUGAUCAAGCACCUCGAGAAGAUGAUGGACAACAAGGAGAACAAGGUUCUCAUCUUCGUCGGCACCAAGCGUGUUGCCGAUGAGAUCACCCGAUUCCUUCGCCAGGACGGAUGGCCCGCGCUUUCCAUCCACGGUGACAAGCAGCAGAACGAGCGUGACUGGGUUCUGGACCAGUUCAAGACGGGCAAGAGCCCUAUCAUGGUCGCUACCGACGUCGCGUCGCGUGGUAUUGAUGUUCGCAACAUUACUCACGUGCUGAACUACGACUACCCCAACAACUCGGAGGACUACAUCCACCGUAUCGGCCGUACCGGUCGUGCUGGUGCCUUGGGUACCGCCGUUACCUUCUUCACCACUGACAACUCCAAGCAGGCUCGCGACCUCGUCAACGUCCUCAGGGAAGCCAAGCAGGAGAUUGACCCUCGUCUCGCUGAGAUGACCCGCUACGGCGGCGGUGGUGGUGGUGGUCGCUACGGCGGCUGGGGCCGUGGCCGCGGUGGUGGCCGUGGCGGUGGCGGUGGUCGUACGUUCUUCAUCCCAAAGUCUUAG
This is a messenger RNA of Colletotrichum higginsianum IMI 349063, 1653 nucleotides long. Its product is annotated as DEAD/DEAH box helicase. Gene Ontology annotation, cellular component: cytoplasm; ribonucleoprotein complex; nucleus. Gene Ontology annotation, molecular function: RNA binding; ATP binding; RNA helicase activity. NCBI's taxonomy places the organism in Eukaryota, Fungi, Ascomycota, Sordariomycetes, Glomerellales, Glomerellaceae. Gene Ontology annotation, biological process: rRNA processing. The transcript is spliced from 6 exons. The coding region runs from base 1 to 1653 and encodes 550 amino acids. The record is from RefSeq and is a predicted model, not a curated record.